This is a messenger RNA of Carassius auratus (goldfish), 2112 nucleotides long. Its product is annotated as mirror-image polydactyly gene 1 protein-like. The transcript is spliced from 13 exons. NCBI's taxonomy places the organism in Eukaryota, Metazoa, Chordata, Actinopteri, Cypriniformes, Cyprinidae. The coding region runs from base 317 to 1747 and encodes 476 amino acids. The record is from RefSeq and is a predicted model, not a curated record.
CUACAUGUUUAAUGUCUUAUUUAUUAAUUAAUUUAUUUACAUUUACAUUUUACAUUACACAGUUUUUGUUCAUUCGUUCACUUUUAAUUCAGCCAUUCCUCUUUAUGACCUGCAAACCGCCUUGCAUCCACCUUGAAACCGGACCGAACAGAAUAUUGCUUUAUCUUCUGUAAGGUGCACUGGGUCAGUAAGGUGAGCGUCCUCUAGCGGUCAAACGCAGCACUGUCUGUCUUUAAGUGAAGGGUGACUCCGCGCACUGUAAUAGGAAGUUCCCCUCCAAAACUUUUAGGAAACAAUCCUGUCCGACCUGCUCCAAAUGAACGUCGACUUCAUAAUCCCAAAUCCUGCUAAUCCUAAAGUCAAUGAAGAACUGAAACAAAGGCUGCCGUCCCCUGUAAAGCACCAUUGUUCAGAGACCACACCACAACCCGGAUCUUUAGUUGAAACUACCUUAGCUACAUCCCAAUGUCAGAGUUUAUCAAAAGCCCUGGAGGAGAAACUCAUACAAGCAUCUAAGACGCCCAAGCCCAGAGUAGAUUUGUCGCACAGACUCCCAUCACCCCCGCCCUUGCCAGUUGCAGUUGAAGAGAGAAUCAUGGAGGAGGAGAGACGGUCUCCACAGAGACUCGCAGCACAGCAGGAGCAGGAUAUUACCGAGAUAGCCAGCAGUCCAGGCCACACACCUCAAGUCAGUAGGGCAGGGUCUGCCGCACUCAGGCACACUCGUGUUCAUGAGGACCAGGGAAGUUCCAAAGUUAUCAGCGAUUCCAAAAAACAAGUGCCAGCUCUGGAUAAAGAGAAGAACAUUGCUUUUCUCCUGAAGGAGCUGGAUUCCCUUAGAGACCUCAAUAAGAAGCUCCAGGACAGGUUGGCGCUGAAGGAGAAAGAGUUGCAAGCCAAGCUGCUGGACUCUGAGCUACAGGAGGCUGAGCAGGAGGCGCGUGCCAGUGAGAGAGCUGCAGUGUUAGUCGAGGAAAUCUAUAAGGCUCAGAGGGAGAGAGACCAGGCUGUGAUGGCCAGACUGCGUCUGGCUAACGAGGAGAGGGAUGAGGCUUUACUUCGGGCAAAGAAGCUUCAGGAGUCGACGCUGGAGCUGGAGAAUAUUAAACCUGAAGAAAGUGAUGUGGACCUGGAGGAGUUGUUGAACAGGGUUAACAGCGCGGACUCUGCCCUCACUAUCCAGCAGAGCGGGGCGGCCAUCAUCGAACAGAUCCAGAGGGCCAGAGAGCGUCGCUCCCAGAUCACCUCAGAGGAGAUGAAAGCCGUCAUAGAGGAGAGAGACGCUGCUUUAACCAGGUGCAAGCGUCUGGAGCAAGAGCUGAGUUGUGUGAAAGAUCCAUGCAAUAAUUCGGCAAACAGCACCCACCACCUGGCCACCCAAAACAAUCGGGAACAAGCGAGCAAGCUUGAGGAGGAGCUUCAGGAAGCUGAGAGAGAACGAGAGAAAGCCCUGCUGCACAGUCACACUCUGAAAGAGGAGCUGCAAACCUCACGCAGUGUGUUGCAACAUCAGGCUGAUAUGACCAGGCUGGACAGUCCUGCCACCUCAAGCCAGAGCCAGAGCGAGAUUCAGCCACUGCUGCACCGUCUGCAGCAGCUGACAUCAGAAUUUCAGAGCGCUCAGACCCAACUAUGUCUGACCCAGGAGAGAGAGAUGGAGGCCAAUGAGAAAGUGCAGAGGUUGGAGCGGCUGGUGGAGGUGUUACGGAAGAAAGUGGGCACUGGCAGCGUCCGAAAAGUCAUCUGAUUGACUGGCCGCCGGACGACCCGAGCAGACGGCCACAUCUGGUGACCAGGCUGCAGCGUUUAACUCUGAGCAAACAGCCGAAGCCUGGCCUGGACAAACACAGGCUGGAAGUGGCGUUCUUUCUCUCAGCCCUGUUCUCAUUCCAGCCCAGGCUCAGAAACGCCAUCGUAAAUGUUUAACCACAUUCUCUCUGCAGUCACCAAUGAAACUACUGCUGCCAGCCCUUUACCUUCAAACUCUUAAGUCUGGUUAAACAAGGGAGAUUUGAUUGGACAAUUAUUUUAUGAGGUACUGAGACUUUAUUUUCCGUAGAAAGCCAGCUAAUAGAAAAUCAGGCUGGGCUUUUUUCUUUUAUGUUUUGUUUU